Molecule: messenger RNA, 2332 nt
Organism: Archocentrus centrarchus (flier cichlid)
Lineage: Eukaryota; Metazoa; Chordata; Actinopteri; Cichliformes; Cichlidae
Gene: pip5k1ab
Product: phosphatidylinositol-4-phosphate 5-kinase, type I, alpha, b
Exons: 16
Coding region: 68-1858 (596 amino acids)
Biological process (GO): phosphatidylinositol phosphate biosynthetic process
Cellular component (GO): plasma membrane
Molecular function (GO): 1-phosphatidylinositol-4-phosphate 5-kinase activity
Source: RefSeq, a predicted model, not a curated record
UUCUGGUGCUGCCACACGAGCAUCAGAAUUUAACUGUCGGCGCCGUCUGUGAUGUUAACAGACCGUAAUGGCGACUGCUGGAACAGACAUGGGAUCAACAGCCCCGACAGGGACCAGCAGCAUUCGAAAAAUGGCCCCUGCAGAGAUGCCCGGCUCUUCAGGCAUGAGUAUGAAGAAGACCAUUGGACACCGGGGCGUUGAGACUACCACAGGAGAAACCACUUACAAAAAGACUACGUCAUCUGCCCUAAAGGGGGCAAUCCAAUUGGGCAUCGCUCACACAGUUGGCAGCUUAAGCCAAAAGGCGGAGAGGGAUGUUCUCAUGCAGGACUUUGUGGUUGUUGAAAGCAUCUUCUUUCCAAGUGAAGGCAGUAACCUGACCCCUGCUCAUCACUACAGUGACUUCCGCUUUAAGACCUACGCUCCUAUCGCCUUUCGCUACUUCAGGGAACUGUUUGGCAUUCGGCCAGAUGACUACUUGUAUUCUCUGUGCAACGAGCCACUGAUCGAGUUAUCGAACCCUGGAGCCAGCGGAUCCCUCUUCUAUGUCUCCAGUGAUGAUGAGUUUAUCAUCAAGACUGUCCAACACAAAGAGGCAGAAUUUCUCCAGAAACUGCUGCCUGGAUACUUCAUGAAUAUAAACCAAAACAAGCGCACCCUUCUUCCCAAGUUUUAUGGAUUGUAUUGCGUACAGGCAGGGGGUAAGAAUAUCCGUAUUGUUGUGAUGAACAAUCUUCUGCCGCGAAUCAUCCCCAUGCACCUCAAAUAUGACCUGAAAGGCUCCACGUAUAAGAGACGAGCUUCCCCUAAGGAGAGAGAAAAGGCUGUCCCCAUUUACAAAGACUUGGACUUCAUCCAGGACAUGCCUGAUGGCCUGCUGCUGGAAGCGGACAAUUACAAUGCUCUGUGCAAGACUAUACAGAGGGACUGCCUGCUCCUGCAGAGUUUCAAGAUCAUGGAUUACAGUCUGUUGAUGGGCAUCCACAAUAUGGACCAGGCCAGUCGAGAGAAGGAACGUAGUGGAGGCGGUUCGUUUGACAAUACGGGGUCCGAAGGCGCAGUGACCCCAGAUCAGCGCCGACCACAAGCACAGAAAAGUCUGUAUUGUACAGCCAUGGAGUCCAUCCAGGGAGAGGCUCGAGGGAAGGGAGCUCUGGAUUCAGAAGAUCACAUGGGUGGUAUUCCUGCUCGCAACAGCAAAGGAGAGAGGUUGCUUAUUUACAUUGGCAUCAUUGAUAUUCUCCAAUCCUACAGAUUUAUUAAGAAGUUGGAGCACUCCUGGAAGGCUUUGGUCCAUGAUGGGGAUACAGUUUCAGUUCACAGACCUGGUUUCUAUGCAGACCGCUUCCAGCAAUUCAUGUGCAACACAGUGUUCAAGAAAAUUCCAUUAAAACCAUCCCCAUCCAAGAAGAGCCGUGGUGGAGGUCAGGGAGGGCUUAGGAGGGCACCCACUCUGGGAGCACCCACACCACUCUCCCACACGACAGGGCAGUCAGCUGUGGACUCCAGAUUAGUUUACCACUCCCAUUUUAAAAGUACAGAGUCAGAGGCUGACAGUGGUGUGCAGUCAGGCAGACCCGAUCUGGUUCCUAGAACUCCUCCGCUGGUAGACAACCCUGCUGACUGUGAGGCCAACCUGUCCACCUCAUCACAAGGCAGCACAGGAGUCGCCUCCACCUCUCCUCCCCUGCGAUCCGUAGGCGUGGAAGUGCACAAAUCAGCAAACACGGAGUGUGAUCACGGUGCUUCCCACAGUUUGGGGGCAGAAGGGGCUUUAGAUAAUUCAGGCAACCUGUCUGGAAAUGAAGAUGUAGUUUCUCUGUCAGACAUCGUCCCCGAGACCAACAUCUGUUUUUAAAAGAUGAGACACUUCUAAAAAUGGUGAGUUGGGCAGAAGAAAGGCUAAAAUGAAUUGGAGUCAAUCAUCCACCGCAGACCCUCCUUCGCUCCUCUGCUGUUUUCUGACCUCUGCAGUUUACACAGUGGCCAGUGGAUAAAAUGGCAAGGUUUGCGACCGUGAGGAAAGCAGUGAUUUGGAAGAAGAUGGUGUGGGGUAGGCUUCAGACUUCCCCAGCCAUCAACACUGUCACUGUGUGCGCAUAUUUGUCCACACCUGUCCAAACUGUCUUUGAUACACACUCAGAAAAAGGCUUACAGCCCUGAAAAUGGCAGCUUUUUAGCAACUGCCAGCAUUACACUGACUAGACACAGAUUUCCCUUCAUGUCUGUCUGCAGCGAUGAUAAAAUAACAAAAUAAUGAGUUGUAUAUUGCUUUAAAAAAAAAAAAAAAAAAAAGUCAGUUUCACUAUCACAAGUGGCUCAUGGAAGGCAG